Ostrea edulis (European flat oyster) is the source of this 1926-nucleotide messenger RNA. RefSeq lists its product as uncharacterized. The record is from RefSeq and is a predicted model, not a curated record. Gene Ontology annotation, biological process: mannosyl-inositol phosphorylceramide biosynthetic process. Gene Ontology annotation, molecular function: mannosyltransferase activity. The coding region runs from base 324 to 1367 and encodes 347 amino acids. Lineage: Eukaryota; Metazoa; Mollusca; Bivalvia; Ostreida; Ostreidae. The transcript has a single exon.
GAAAUCAUAAUAUUCAAUACACACGCUAUUCUAAGAUUCAUAUCUUGAGAUAUUUGAGUGUCACACUAUUGUAAAUGCGUGUUUUAGUUUUACCGCUGUUACUUGAACCCGAUGUAUUUAUGUGUGAUGCUGAGUUAUAGAGCUGUAGCGUCGAAGACGCGACUGUAUUUAUUCAUAAAUGUGGUUCAUUUUGUGGGAAUUUAUAUCUAUGUACUGUAUCAUUAGAACUGAUUGGUGAAUUCGAUUAUUGCAAAUCAUAGCUUUCGCAACUGUGUAACCUCUAUAUUGAUGCAUAACUGCAACAACGAAUUUUACUUUGAAGGAUGGGGCAAUGUAGAAAGUUUUUUGUGGUAGUUACCAAGCUUGAAACGUUCAAAACCCUUGCUUAUGGAAGCAUUUUCUUAAUUGGUCUUCAUUAUCUGAUUAAAUUUGAGCAAAUAAAACAAAAUGGAGCUUUUCAAAACAUCAAUAUUCCACUGGAACCAAACUUUGUGCCUCUAGGAAUAAGGGAAUCGGAGACUUUUCCUACAGAUGGCAUUGAUCGGAUCCCCCAUAUUAUACACCAGACUUGGAAAAAUGAUCAAAUUCCCAGUAAAUUUUCGAAAUGGAUUCACACCUGGACCAAGAACCACCCAGGUUGGACAUACUACUUAUGGACAGAUGACAGUGCCCGUCAGCUCAUCAAGGAAAGGCAUCCACACUUACUGAAAGUAUUCGAUGGUUAUUCAGAGGGAAUAAGGAGAGCUGAUGCAUUGCGUUAUGUUAUUAUGUAUGAAUUUGGUGGCAUAUAUGCCGAUAUGGAUUUAGAAAACUUGAAGUCACUUGAACCUUUUACGAAAAAAUAUGCAUGCUUCUUAUCACAAGAGCCAUAUGAACAUCCGAUCCUAGAUGGAAACUUUGAAAAUUUAGUGAUUAAUGCAAUACUGGGCUGUAGGCCAAAACAUCCUUUCAUGAAAAAGUUAAUGGACAGGUUACCAGCUUUCCAACACAUGUGGAAUGUCCUGGACAGCACCGGGCCACAUUUUGUAACCUCCGUUUACCAAGAUUUCAAGGCAGAAUAUUCUUACCCAGACACACAUGUAAAUGGAAUUUACUUGGCUCCAGCAGAGUAUUUUUUUCCAACUAUAGACCCAGCCAAAUUUUUCCAUUUUUACAGCCAAUGCAGGAAGUGGGAAAAGCUUAGCGAGAUUCAAAAGACAGCCUGUAAAACACUGAAAGUUCUUGGAGCAAAGAGAAAGCCUCUGCCUUUUUCUUACACAGACCACCAUUGGGAACACACCUACAUUGACCUCAGACUUUCUUUAAAAGGACCAAUAAACAUUCAUUCUCUUGUACCACAUGCUAAAAUAUAUUCUUCUAUUCCAUAGCAGGUGUGUGUUUAUAAUUUUAUUAGUGUGAGGUAUCUAGUCAAGCCUCUGAACCAAGACAUUUUGUAUGACCACAAUUUGAACAUGCUUGAAUGUACUCUGUCAGGAAGCUUUCCAAUUUUUCUGGCCCAGUGGUUCAUGAAAUUUUUAAAUGAACUCGCCCUAUUCUUGAUUAUCUCCCCUUUGAAGGAGGCAUGUCCCUUUAUUUGAACAAACUUGAAUCCCUUCACCCAAGGAUGAUUUAUGCCAAGUUUGAUAGAAAUUAGCCCAGUGGUUCUGGAGAAGAUGUGAAUUAAAAGUUCAUGCCGACAACAACAGACGCUGGACAAAUAUUGAUCAGAAAAGCUCACUUGAGCCUUCAGCUCGGGUGAUUUAAAAAUGUAAGGCCAUUUUUGUUGGUUGAAAUUAAGAUCUAUGUACUUGCAUCAUUGAGUCAUGUCAAAUAAGCCAACUUAUUUAUUUUCUGGCAAUUACUUUUUUUGUUUAAAUGUUUGGUUUCAUUGUUGUUUAUACUGUAUACUCUGCACAUACAAGAAAUUAAAUGAACAAAUGAAUCAAA